GAACUGAGUAGUCGAUACCAGAAUCUCGGAGUGUUGUCAGUGACAAACCGGGUUGAGUAACUGGAGUCAUGGCGUCGAUCAUGCAGAGAGGUGGUGUUGUAGGUCGUUUCUCUUGUGCUCGACUGUGUUUACAAUCCCGGGGACUAGAGCUGCCGCAAGUUUGUGCUAAUGGUUUGACAACUGCUGCAAAAUCACCGUCUGUGCUGAAGGAGAGAAAGAAGGAACUGAGGGAGCACGGACUGGACUUGCAAGACUUUAUUUCUGGGGAGCUGUCUGAGAAGAGUCGGUGGGAAGAAUACCGGGGAAACCUAAAGCGACAGAAGGGGGAGAGGCUGAGGCUGCCCCCAUGGCUGAAGACAGAGAUCCCGAUCGGGAAGAACUACAACAAGCUGAAGAGCACCCUGCGGGACCUAAACCUGCACACUGUGUGUGAGGAAGCCCGAUGUCCCAACAUUGGGGAGUGUUGGGGAGGGGGGGAAUAUGCCACAGCCACAGCCACCAUCAUGCUGAUGGGGGACACGUGCACUAGAGGGUGCCGGUUCUGCUCGGUGAAGACGGCUCGAAAGCCACCCCCUCUGGAUCCCAACGAGCCCGAAAACACGGCCAAGGCCAUCGCGGCGUGGGGCCUGGACUACGUGGUGCUGACGUCCGUGGACAGAGACGACAUCGUUGAUGGAGGAGCUGAGCACUUUGCCGAAACUGUGUCCAAACUAAAGGAGAGGAGCCCCGAUAUCCUGGUAGAGUGCUUGACCCCAGACUUCAGGGGCGACCUGGCGGCGGUGGAGAAGAUUGCGCUCUCUGGGCUGGACGUGUACGCCCACAACGUGGAGACAGUGCGGCAGCUGCAGAGGCACGUACGUGACCCACGGGCCAACUUUGACCAAUCGCUGAGCGUUUUGCGCCACGCCAAGGCCGUGAAGCCCUCGGUCCUGACCAAGACCUCCAUCAUGCUGGGGCUCGGAGAGACCGACGAGCAGGUCCACUCCACCAUGAAAGAGCUCCGGGAGUCCGGGGUGGACUGUUUGACUCUGGGACAGUACAUGCAGCCCACCAAACGACACCUCAAGGUGGACGAGUAUGUGACCCCUGAGAAGUUUGCGCACUGGGAGAAGACGGGGAAGGAGAUGGGCUUCGUCUACACGGCCAGCGGCCCUCUCGUGCGUUCGUCUUACAAAGCAGGUGAAUUCUUCUUGAAGAAUCUCAUUGAGAAGCGGAGGACUGCAGCCGAAUGAGACUGCUGGGAGGGCCAUUUUCCCAGGACCCCCCCCCCCUCCCCCACCCACCAAACCCUUCAAAGCCACUCCCCCCCGUAAUGGUCAAAGUCUCUUUAAACUUGUAGAACAAUACACAUUGCAAAACAGAAAUAUAUUGAACAUGGUAGCUACUGUGUACCCGUAUGAACAUUCGUGUACAGUACUUUCUGUAUAGCUAUCGUCGUGGCACAGUCAGAAUAUAAGCGCACAAACGCAUUGGAGCAAAGUGGGGUACAGAAGUGUGUUGAGGGAUGGGGAGACUGACAGACAGAAGGAAAAAAUAGUGUUUUUUUGGGUGUGGCAUGUGUAUGUGUGAUUACUAAUGCCUCACGUAAACUGUUUAAUCUGUAUAGGGUCAAUAUACUAUGUGAGUCAGCAGAGGCUUUCACAGGGAUAGCACUUAAUAGAGAGUGGAACUGGCGCUGUUAGGGCUUCAUCAGAGCUCCCAAAAUUUAAGGGGGAAGGAGCCUGUCACAUAGGGACACAAUGGGAGAGUGAGGCUUCUUGAAUCCCCAGGUGUCGCGUGAUUGGACCUGAAGUGUUCUGCUAUUGCAAGCACUGUUUAGAGAUUGGAUGAUAAAGAUGAUUGACAGCUGGGGGCACUACAUCACCGGAUUUAUUGACUUGUUUCUUUGAAAGAUAUUUAUAGAAAUGUAAUCAGUUGUAUUCUUUGCCAGCUUCGCAUUUUUCUUUUAUAUUCCCUGGGAAAAAUUUGAGUUAUUCAAUUCUAUCUGCUAUGGGCGUAAACUGCAAUCCGUCCAGAUACGGGCUCAUCUAUAGUCAACGUGCUAUAAAAACAUGCAAAAAAAUGCUCCACUAUUAUUAUACGGUGCUACUGCACACAAUUUGAUCUGAAUCACGGCUGAAUAUUUUCCAUAUUCUGUUUGAUCUCCGGGAGAUUUGGUGAGGUUUUCAGACUUGGUGUAUGUUAAUAUACAUAAAUUGGAAUUAUUUAAAUUGUGACUAAAAUUAUAUAAUAAAUGGAUACUGCCAUAUUGAA
Messenger RNA from Anguilla rostrata (American eel), 2253 nucleotides. It is a transcript of the gene lias, whose product is annotated as lipoic acid synthetase. Gene Ontology annotation, cellular component: mitochondrion. The record is from RefSeq and is a predicted model, not a curated record. Gene Ontology annotation, molecular function: lipoate synthase activity; 4 iron, 4 sulfur cluster binding. Gene Ontology annotation, biological process: lipoate biosynthetic process. The transcript has 11 exons. Bases 69 to 1232 code for a protein of 387 amino acids. Lineage: Eukaryota; Metazoa; Chordata; Actinopteri; Anguilliformes; Anguillidae.